Messenger RNA from Amoebophrya sp. A120, 4724 nucleotides. Lineage: Eukaryota; Dinophyceae; Syndiniales; Amoebophryaceae. The record is from the annotation of a GenBank genome assembly.
CAACAUAAUCAAGGUCAACCACCCAGCACAGGAGAGUCAACUUUUGUUGCCCAAUUUGACCGGGACUGGCGACGUGACCGGGAAAGAUGUAUUGCUUUUCUCGAUCAUGGCACGACAUGAAAUAUCCGGGGGCUGCUAUGUAGAUGAGAAUGACUCAUAAAAACGAAAAGGAGCAGGACGCUUCCUAAUCGGUCCAAGCGCACUUAUCUAUAGGACUUCUCGGUUUUUUUUUCUACUGGUCCAAAUCGUGAUCGGUCGUGGAACGUCUGUAUUCGUUCAACAAAACUCAAACUGUAUUGGUUCGGUAUCGUUCGGCUUGAUACUGCCCUGCGACUUCCAGUUUCAGGCUAACCCGGAAAUCCACGAGAGGUCCACACACUAUACACAACCAAAGCCAAGGCAUCAAUCUUUUAUGACAUGCUUUUUUCGUUUUCUUUACAUUGCUUCAGCCUAAUUUCACAGAACUCGUUUCUAUGAAAGCUUCAGUUCGCAGUUUGUCAGUACAAGUGCUUACUCCUGUCCUCUAAUAAUCUAUCAUUUGAUUUUUUUCUGUAAUAUGCAAGAACGAAUACUACAAUGGAAGCAACUCGCAAAGACGAUGCACACGCACACGCAGCAAAGGUGACAGCUGGACACUUCGCGUUACACUAAUUCGCGGUCCUGGCACGUGCAUCGAUAUUUUUUCACAUACAAUUUUUCACAUGGUCAUUUGUUGAGUAAUCAUAAUCACUUUCUUGAAUUGCGUUUGCGGUGUUCCGCUUGAUGUUGAUUGUCUGCCAGUGUAUAUGUAGAAGCUGCUGAUUGAAGUGUAUGCUGUCAAACACAAAGAUCGAGACCCUCCACACAGCUCGCGGCUCUUGUCCCCAACAUCGACCUUUCCGUUGCCAACUUGAUCAUCCGCACGCCUUUCGUUGAUCCGUGACAGAAGUUCAAACUCUUGAUCCCGUCGUGUCGAUCACGAUUUCUUUGCUGAACCAAAGCAUGGCUUUCCUCCAAAAGCCGGAUCUACUCACAUGGCCUAGUCACGUGGCGAUCCCGAUCGAAUUUGCAAGAAGACUUCUUACAUGUUAUGGCACAAUGCGUUCGAAGUCGUGUUAAUGUUAAAAAAAUCGAGUUCUUCUAGACUGCUACGCAUCAGGGCGGAGCUGUAGCUGUUUACGAAGAUUCUUACUGGUUGGUUGAGCUUUAUUUGCGAACGUCUCUCAGGGCGGAGCACGCGAACUUUUUUCCUGGUUACUGUGUCGAAGUGAUACGUACCUCUACCUACUCAGACUCCUCCACAAAUUUGUGCACGUCCGAAAAAUGAAAGUUGUUCUUCUAUUUUUCGGCGUGAACGCGGCUGCCUCGGUAGCUGCGGCCGUUUUAGGGUCGUCCGGCUCCACCUCAGCACCGGGUGCCGCGUCCUCCUCCUCCUCCACUGGAGGGGGCCUCGCGUGGACCAUUCCAGUGAGGUCCACGUUCCUGGGCAAGAACGAUGAAAAGACGAUCACAGCCUGGCCGUUUUGCGAGAACUACCCCGUGGAAAAAAUUUCUCCGCUCGACGCCGCUCGCAUCUUGGCGGCCUACGCAGCCUACGAUCUGCCGUUGGUCGCGCCGCCGGUCGGUUCUUGUCCAGUGGAAGAGAAGCGCGAUUUGUUCGAGUUGCGUUCUCUUCCCUUCACCUGCACCCAGGGCGCCCGGCGUGGCAGCUCCCCGGUCUGGCAGAGCCGCCCAGAGCGCUUGGACACGAUUGAGAAGCUUUUGACCCGAUUGGCCGGAGACAAAACGAGCACGCCGGACUCCGUGAAUGACGUGAAUUUGCGCCGGCUCUACGACGAGUGUUCUCCUUUGCGGCAGGCCAUGAGCCCGGAUCAGGAGCCGUUUUUUUUGCAUUGCCCGGGGAAAAACGAGCAUGUAAAGGCAAAAAGGUUGCGAACCAGCCAGCUACAGCAGAAGCAGAAGCCCUACGUGCCUGAAAUGUUCGAGUUCUUGUUGGAUUUCAUCCUGCAAAACGACAACGCCAAGGCGCACGCGGGAAACUUGUUCAAGUUGGAAAACUCGCGGUAUUCGCUGCUGCUCCACGCCUUUGCGCAGGCGCUAGAGAACGAGGACCGAGAGGCGGUGAAAGCGCUACCCGCGGCCGCGCGGGCCGCGGCGACAGCCGCGUCGGAGGACGACGAGGAAGGUUCCGCGUCCGACAAGGAACAAAGGACUUCCGCAGGAGGCCCGCUGACGCGAGGACUUGUCGCGACGCCGCGGGUUGCAGCUUCUUCACAGGAAAAAUGCAAGAACCUUCCGGACGAACAAGAAAACGGCGCUCAGAAUCGCGAAAGUGGUGAGCGAAGUGACAAUGAUGCGGAUGGUGAUCAUGCGACCACCCCCCAAGAGAAGCCGAAAAAGAGCCAGGACUACAUCAAUGCAAUGGAGUUUCUACUGAACAAGUACUACGCAACCAAUGAGCACUUGCAAUCCGACUCGCUUGGUGACGAGCUGGUUAACGUGAACGGCGAGGGCGAGUCCACCUUUUUGGAGUACGUGCUCAGCAAGUGCGCGGAUCACAGCACGCAGAUGGCCCAAUUGAGGGGCGAAUUCGAGGAGCAAGACGAGGACGAUCUGGAAGAAGACGAGGAAGAAUCGCAAAACGGCCUGUCCGACGCGGAAGCUGAGGCAGGGGCCUCCAAGAAGAACUCGCCAGAAGGAGCCGAGGGCGCCGGGGGCGGCACGAGCAGUACCGCGGAUCGUAAUCGGGGCGCAGCUGGUGCGGAAGACAAGAAGGAAGACGAGGAACAACAUGGUUUAAACCAGGCGCUAUUGGAAGAGAAACCACAGCAGGGGGUUUUGACGAGCAGUCCCACGUGCGCGUUCCUGAUUCCGCAGCUCCUGGUUCGCGGCGCUCGCCUCGUGCCCGGACCGAUUCAGCUUGCCGCUGAACAAACCGCGCUGCACGAUGUCUUCCCCCUGUUGCUUCUGAAAUUGCAAGGUACUUAAAGUUGCACCUACGGCCGUGUCGGGGAUGUUUCUGACUUGCAUAAAGAGCACUGCUAUUGCUUAGUAUCCUGCUACUGCUCCACCUCCAUCAACGUAUUGUAUAACGAUACACAGACGUCCAGGUGGUGGUCACUUUUGAAUUUAAACGAAAAAAAUUACAAUGACAGAGACCCUUGGCGAAGAAGAGGCCAAAACCGCGAUUGAAAAAGCGAAUGCAUUGCACAUCGCAACGAAGAAUGACAACCUCAGAGGUAAGUACUGGCUCCUGUGUCAUCCAACGUAUUUCAUCACAACUAAUUUAGUAUCUCACACGCUGAUCACUCAAGAGAGUCACACAAGGCAAGCAAAAUUUGUAUAUCGUAAAGUCGCCUUGCCCUUCCUUGCUUUGAAAAGAAAACCUCCGCUACAGGUAUGGCGACCCUCGGCAGAUUUGGCAUUACUGUGCGCGGGAAAGACAAGGACCGCGAGGGCCGCACGGCUCUGGAGCUGGUGCAAUCGUCGGCCGGUCUCGUGGCGUUGCUGAAGCCGUUGGCCAGUUCGAAAGACAAAAACGGUUCGGCCCAGGACUUUCUAAAAGAUUUUCCACUCACGGUUUUGAUGGACAAGAAUCCGCAGUUGUUUCUCACCCGCGAGGACGACGGUCCGACGGGGCUGGGCGGUUUCGAGAAAGACGACGUCGCGACCUUGUUGGAUAUCCUGUUGGAUUACGUCGUCACGCCCGGCAAGGGAGACGCGCUGCAGGAGAUCGAGAAAGUGGCGUACCUGAACCACCAGUCGCCCGACACGGGUCGCACGGCCGUCUUCAAGGCGGCGAUGAAUCUGCAAUGGGAGCUGUAUGACGCCUUGGUGGCGGCGGGCGCCGACGACACGGUCGCCGAUAAGGAGGGCCGGGUGCCGAAAACCUUCAUGGAGCAGUACUACAAGGCCAAGGGCUGGCCCUUGAAGUCGGAUCCCGAAAAGGAACAGGAAGACGAGGAGGAGUCGGAGCAGGAAGAGGAGGACAAGGACGGUACAUACUGUAGCUAGAGGCAAAUAUAAUUAUGCCGCCAGCUUCCGUGUUCGUUGUGGAAAAGCAAAAGAUCGAAAAUCAAAAUGAAAAGUCCACGCACAAGUGUGUGAAGGGCAGCGGAUGUUGCGCAUGUUGUAACGGCGUAUUUUUUCAUGUUUAUUUUUACAUAACGAACAAGAAUAAAAUUCAAAAACUAAAUCAGGCACCGACAGCAACGACAGCGGGGCGGCUGCCUCCAGCCAUGGCGGUAGCGAGGAAAGCCGUGGUGCAGCCGAGCCGGCGCCGGAACGGCGGGGAAGCUUCUUGGGUUUAGGACGAGUGCUGUUUAGCAGCAGCAAGUGAACGCAGAACGGCGCGGGGUCGAAAAAAGAAGGCGCGCCUUCUAUUCGACCCUGCAAAGGAGGUCCAUGAGAAACCGCAGAACCGCUGGAACCGUGCUGUCACUACCACACAUAAGGAAUUGAUGAUUGCAUUUCUUCUAAUUCGAGAAUUAACGAAUGAAAAUAUGAUGAACAAUGAACAACUUCUUGCUAUGAACCUCAACCUAUGAAUGAAAUCCGAUGACGCCAUGCUAUCCGAUGGUGAACAACUACUGCUUUUCGACCACUUUCACGAAAAUUUCGAGUCUGGACCACGACUGGUACAUUAACAUCCUGAACUCUCGUGCUUGUCCGAGAGUUGGACACGAAUUUGCACUACUUUACCUUGCAGCUUCCGAAAAAAAUUCACCUGGCUGUGGUGCAGCUCC